UGAUUAGAAAAAUCAUUUCACUGUAUUUUGGAAACAAUUUUUGUUGUGGCGGCGAAAAACAAGKGAAAAGCUCGUUAUCAAGUACCAAAUAAAUUGCAAUGCACGUCAUUAAACUUUAUAAAAUAAAUAUUUCUGCAGCUAGCUUCAAGAGCAAAUAAUAGAUGCUAGGAAGCAUCUCUAUUUACCGUGAAGGUGCUAGUAAAGGUAGUGGUGCCAGGUGGACACAACUGGAGACGUAGAUAUGCCAAGUAUAGAUCAACCACCAUACGAAUAAAAAGCAAACUACUGUCUAUGGCGACGGCGCAAAUGAGGCAAUCCAUACACAAACGUCGAAAAAUAUGACAAAAAAAUUUUAAUGAAAGAAAAACAGAAAAAUUUUCAGUGAAAAUUUGUUUCUAGUGGUGGACGGAUCAAAACACGCAAUACUCGUACUUACUGCUAUAAACAUACCUACAUACAUAUUUUAUUGCUCCAAUACUAAAUUGUUGCAAAUAUAUAUCAUCAAACUUCUGGAAAUUAAUAAUAUACACAUAUAAAGUAUACAAUAUAAAUCAGCGACGACGACAUUGAAACAUUUAAAAUCAGUAGUGCUCUGAAAAAUUAAUUGUGAAAAUCACUCAAAGUAAAUACAUAAAUUAAUUGUGUUGACUAGUUCAUUGACGUAGAGGCAUAACUAUGGCUGAGGUCCGACGUAGAAAAGGCGAGAACGAUGCCAGCGACGAUGCUGGAGAGAAAGCAGGCGAAGGUGACAAACGUAACUCAGCGGCGGACUCAUCUGAUCAUGUCGAUUCAGAGGAGGAAAAAUUGCCGGAGGAUAAAUUCGUUGAUGAGCUAUCGAAAACCCUUCCACAAGGCACCGAUAAGACACCGGAAAUUUUAGAUUCAGCCUUAAAAGAUCUACCGGAUAGAUGGAAGAAUUAUGUGAUUCGUGGCAUCUUCACUUGGAUUAUGAUAUGCGGUUUUGCACUAAUCAUAUACGGCGGUCCACUGGCGCUUAUGAUAACGACUCUGCUGGUACAAGUCAAGUGUUUCCAAGAAAUCAUUUCCAUUGGUUAUCAAGUCUAUCGCAUACACGGUCUACCCUGGUUCCGUAGUUUGUCCUGGUAUUUCCUGCUGACAUCGAAUUACUUCUUCUACGGCGAAAAUUUAGUGGACUAUUUUGGCGUAGUUAUUAACCGUGUGGAAUAUUUGAAAUUCUUGGUGACCUAUCAUCGUUUCCUAUCGUUUGCAUUGUAUUGCAUUGGCUUUGUCUGGUUUGUGUUGUCGCUGGUGAAAAAGUAUUAUAUGAAGCAGUUCAGCCUAUUCGCUUGGACACACGUCUCGCUSUUGAUUGUGGUCACACAAAGUUAUUUGAUCAUACAGAAUAUUUUCGAAGGUCUCAUUUGGUUCAUUGUGCCCGUAUCGAUGAUUGUUUGCAACGAUGUAAUGGCCUACAUGUUUGGCUUCUUCUUCGGUCGUACUCCACUAAUUAAAUUAAGUCCGAAAAAGACAUGGGAAGGAUUUAUUGGUGGUGGUUUUGCGACCGUUAUCUUUGGCAUUAUCUUUUCCUACAUUCUCUGCAAUUAUCAAUAUUUUGUAUGCCCAAUACUGUAUUCAGAGGAAUUGGGCCGCAUGACAAUGGCUUGUGAGCCAAGUUAUUUGUUUACGAAGCAAGAUUACAGCCUAAGUGUGUUUGGCAUCGGCAAGUCGCUUAGUAUGUAUCCAUUUGUAUGGCAUUCGGUUGCAUUGAGUUUGUUCAGCUCAAUUAUUGGGCCGUUUGGCGGUUUCUUCGCUUCCGGMUUUAAGCGUGCAUUUAAAAUAAAGGACUUUGGUGAUAUGAUACCCGGUCAUGGCGGUAUUAUGGAUCGUUUCGAUUGCCAAUUCUUAAUGGCCACAUUUGUGAAUGUUUACAUUUCCAGUUUUAUAAGAACGCCAGCACCAUCCAAGAUAUUGACACAGAUUUAUAACUUGAAACCGGAACAGCAAUUGCAAAUUUUCCAAUCWCUCAAAGAAAGUCUUGGCGACUUGAUAACCAACUAAAGAUUUUGCAAAAACUAUUAAAUUUAAGCGUACACUAUACUGACAAAACAAAAACAAYAAGAAACACAUUUACGAAUACUACAUAUUUGUUAAAGAAUGAUAUCAAUAA
Bactrocera latifrons is the source of this 2128-nucleotide messenger RNA. RefSeq names its product phosphatidate cytidylyltransferase, photoreceptor-specific (gene Cds). Gene Ontology annotation, molecular function: phosphatidate cytidylyltransferase activity. NCBI's taxonomy places the organism in Eukaryota, Metazoa, Arthropoda, Insecta, Diptera, Tephritidae. The record is from RefSeq and is a predicted model, not a curated record. Bases 676 to 2019 code for a protein of 447 amino acids. The transcript has 9 exons. Gene Ontology annotation, cellular component: endoplasmic reticulum membrane.